Messenger RNA from Hibiscus syriacus, 1130 nucleotides. Its product is annotated as gamma carbonic anhydrase 1, mitochondrial-like. The transcript is spliced from 5 exons. NCBI's taxonomy places the organism in Eukaryota, Viridiplantae, Streptophyta, Magnoliopsida, Malvales, Malvaceae. Bases 64 to 885 code for a protein of 273 amino acids. The record is from RefSeq and is a predicted model, not a curated record.
GAGCUUCGUUUCCCAAUCACUGGCUCGCCUGAAAACCCCCAAAAUCACCGAUCAAAGCUGAAGAUGGGAAGCCUUGGCAAAGCCAUUUACACCGUUGGAUUCUGGAUUCGCGAGACCGGUCAGGCUCUCGAUCGCCUCGGUUGCCGCCUCCAAGGCAACUACUAUUUCCAAGAGCAACUUUCUAGGCAUCGGACUUUGAUGAACGUAUUUGACAAAUCUCCUCUGGUCGACAAGGAUGCAUUUGUAGCCCCUAGCGCAUCUGUCAUUGGUGAUGUUCAGGUGGGAAGGGGAUCAUCAAUUUGGUAUGGGUGUAUUUUAAGGGGGGACGUCAACAGCAUUAGUGUUGGAUGCGGAACUAAUAUACAAGACAACUCCCUUGUGCAUGUGGCAAAGUCUAAUCUAAGUGGGAAAGUGCUACCAACUAACAUUGGAAACAAUGUUACUGUCGGUCAUAGUGCUGUUUUGCAUGGCUGUACUGUUGAGGAUGAAGCAUUUGUUGGCAUGGGAGCAACUCUUCUUGAUGGUGUAGUUGUGGAGAAACAUGCUAUGGUUGCUGCUGGAGCCCUCGUGAGACAGAAUACAAGGAUCCCUGCUGGGGAGGUCUGGGGAGGUAAUCCAGCUAAGUUGCUGAGGAAGCUUACUGACGAAGAGAUAGCAUUUAUUUCCCAGUCAGCCACCAAUUAUACCAACCUUGCACAGGUACAUGCAGCUGAGAAUGCAAAGCCCUUCGAUGAAAUUGAAUUUGAGAAAGUUCUACGCAAGAAGUUUGCUCGUAGGGAUGAAGAGUAUGACUCAAUGCUAGGCGUUGUCCGUGAAACUCCCCCAGAACUAAUUCUUCCAGACAAUGUCCUACCAGAUAAAGAACAGAAGUCUUCUCUAAAAUGAUCUUUUUGUUUUCACAAGUUGCUUUCUAUUUGUUCCAAAAGCCUUGAGAUUUUGCAUCAAGGAAAAAUUGUUGUUAUGUUGAAGUACGUGCAGAGGGAUGAUUUUUUCUUUCUCAUUUCCGAAUAAUGCCGGACAAGGAUAGAAUCAUGGCUCCGUUUUAGCUAUAAAACUAUACUGUUUGUAUGGUUACUCAGAAACUCAGUUCAUGACAGCUGAAGAUGUAUUUUGAUGUCUAAUGUUCCUUG